This is a messenger RNA of Bubalus bubalis (water buffalo), 1572 nucleotides long. It is a transcript of the gene LRRC3B, whose product is annotated as leucine rich repeat containing 3B. The record is from RefSeq and is a predicted model, not a curated record. NCBI's taxonomy places the organism in Eukaryota, Metazoa, Chordata, Mammalia, Artiodactyla, Bovidae. The coding region runs from base 469 to 1248 and encodes 259 amino acids. The transcript is spliced from 3 exons. Gene Ontology annotation, molecular function: protein binding.
CCGCCGCCGCCGCCGCCGCCGCCGCGGAAGAACCGGCCCAGCCGGCCCGCCAGGUUCGAGGCAGGCAGCCCGGCGGGCAGUCGGGCGGGGACGGCGGCUGCUGCGGGUCUGGCAGCGCGCACGCCGCCCCGCAGACGCACCCAACGCCUCCUCCGUGCGCUGCGAGGAUGGAGCAGCCGCCCCGGCCGCGGACUGGCGCAAGCUCCAGUAUCAAGAUGCUCUUCCCCUGGAGCUGAAUCAACAAAAAGUAAACAGAGAGGAAAUUGGGAAAGCCUGUUUCUCAGACUCACACUGAGGCGGGGGAGGUGCCCAUGCAAGGACCAGCAUGAUGAAGAGAUGCGUGUGUGAGUAGCAGCCCUUUGGACCACGCCGGAAGGAGACCAAGCGUGUGGACAGGGCUGGACCGUGAGCACACGUGCUUGCUGGAGUAGGUGAGGCUUGGGCCUGUGAUUAUGCUGACAUCCCAGCAUGAAUCUGGUGGACCUGUGGCUAACUCGCUCCCUCUCCAUGUGUCUCCUCCUCCAAAGUUUCGUUCUCAUGAUACUGUGCUUUCAUUCCGCCAGUAUGUGUCCCAAGGGCUGUCUCUGUUCUUCCUCUGGGGGUUUAAAUGUCACCUGUAGCAAUGCGAAUCUCAAGGAAAUACCUAGAGAUCUUCCGCCUGAAACGGUCCUCUUGUACCUGGACUCCAAUCAGAUCACAUCCAUCCCCAAUGAGAUUUUUAAGGACCUCCAUCAACUAAGAGUUCUCAACCUGUCCAAAAACGGCAUCGAGUUUAUCGACGAGCACGCCUUUAAGGGAGUCGCUGAGACUCUGCAGACUCUGGACUUGUCUGACAACCGGAUUCAGAGCGUGCACAAAAACGCCUUCAAUAACCUGAAGGCCAGAGCCAGAAUUGCCAACAACCCCUGGCACUGUGACUGUACGCUCCAGCAAGUCCUGCGGAGCAUGGUGUCCAAUCACGAGACAGCCCACAAUGUGAUCUGCAAGACCUCCGUGCUGGAUGAACACGCUGGGAGGCCGUUCCUCAACGCUGCCAAUGACGCCGACCUUUGUAACCUCCCUAAAAAAACGACUGACUACGCCAUGCUGGUCACCAUGUUUGGCUGGUUCACCAUGGUGAUCUCUUACGUGGUGUAUUACGUGAGGCAGAAUCAGGAGGACGCGCGGAGACACCUCGAAUACUUGAAGUCCCUGCCGAGCAGGCAAAAGAAGGCUGACGAACCCGACGACAUUAGCACCGUGGUGUAGCGUCCGAGCUGCCUGGCAUCGAAAAAGAAAUCCGUUUGGGAUUGCGGUAGAAUAAGCUGGUUUACUUCUCUCAUCCAUUGUAAACAUUUGAAACUUUGUAUCGCAGUUUCCUUUGAAUUAUGCCACUGUCGAACUUUGAACAAACGUGACAACCUAACAACUCAUUUUCCUUUAGGCAAUCCACCCCUGAAUUGUACCCCUGGCGGUAUAUUCCCGAGUCGGCUACUUCUCUGAACCUCAGUUAGAUCCAUCUCACUAUUUAAUAAUGAAAUUUAUUUUUUUAAUUUGAAACCAAAUAAAAGCCUAACUUUGAAUCAUGAAAAA